AUGACACGUGACGGUGCGAUGGGCGCGGUGGCGGCGAUGGUGCUGGUGCUGGCCGUGGCCGUGGCGGUGCUGCCGGCGGCGGUGUCGGGGCAGGCGGGGGUGGCGACGUCGUGCACGGCGUCGCUGAUCAGCACGUUCACGCCGUGCCUCAACUUCGUGACGGGGAGCACCAACGGCGGGGGCUCGCCGACGCUGCAGUGCUGCAGGGCGGUGGCCGGGGUGGUCCGCACCGGCGCCGACUGCGCCUGCCUCAUCCUCACCGGCAACGUGCCCUUCGGCCUCCCCAUCAACCGCACCCUCGCCAUCUCCCUCCCCAGAGUCUGCAAGUCCCUCUCCGUCCCGCUCGUCUGCAGAGAUACAGCGACGCAAAUCCCAGCUCCAGGGCCAAUUGCAUUUGCUCCGGCACUGCCCCCUCUGCCAGCGUUGCCGCCGGAGUCAUCGGUGGAUGAGACGGCGACGUCGCCGGCGGUGGAAGCGCCGCCGGUCAUGCAGGGGCAGAGGCCGGUGGUGGUGCCCAGCUCGGCGUGGAGGGGCGCCCGUGCUCCCUCCGUUCUGCUGCUUGCAGUCGCAUCCAUUUUGGCUCUGGUUAUGUAG
Messenger RNA from Triticum turgidum subsp. durum (durum wheat), 594 nucleotides. NCBI's taxonomy places the organism in Eukaryota, Viridiplantae, Streptophyta, Magnoliopsida, Poales, Poaceae. The record is from the annotation of a GenBank genome assembly.